AUGUUAUCCGCAUUCACCGCGCGGCCGCUGGUCGAGCUCAAGCCCCGCGACAAAUCCAAAAUCGACUCCGUCCUCGCAUACGGCGACCGUCUCCUCGCAGGCCUCAACAACGGCACCCUCCGCAUCUACCGCGUAACAGACGACGGCAAGACCGAGCUACUCCGGGAACUGGAGAAGUUUGCCCGGUACAAGAUUGAGCAGCUUGCGCUUGUGAAAGAGGCCAAGGUUUUGGUGUCGCUGUCUGGGGGAUAUGUCAGUUUGCAUGAUUCGCAGACGUAUGAGCUGCAGGAGCAGCUGGCGACGACGAAAGGCGCUUCUACGUUUGCGAUUACCUCUAACGUUGUGAAUGAUCCUGAUACCAAUGUCCCUGCUAUUGUGUCACGGGUUGCGGUCGCGGUCAAGCGGAAGAUUGUGAUGUGGGUGUGGCGGGAUAUGGAGCUGGAGCCGGAUACUAUGGAGAUGAGUCUGACUAGCGCGAUUAAGACUUUGACUUGGGUUUCUGCGACAAGGAUGGUUGUUGGACUUAGCUCGGGCUUUGUCAUGGCUGAUAUUGAAUCUGGUCAAGUCACGGAGCUACCGGGCCCGGGCAGUAUGGAAGAGACUGGGCGGUUUACAGGUGUUGGGGCUGCGAGUAUGAGCUACAUUGGGAUGGGUGGGACAGUACCAAGACCACUGGCUACGAGGCUUUGGGAGGGUCAGAUCUUGCUUGCGAAAGAUAUCAAUACCCACUUCAUCGACAUUGAGGGACAGGCGCUCGGCCGACGACAGAUCCCGUGGAGCCAUGCGCCGGUUGAGAUUGGGUACUCGUACCCAUUCCUGCUGGCGCUGCAUGAUACGGCGAAAGGGGUGCUAGAGGUUCGCAACCCGGAGACGUUGUCGUUGCUGCAAUCUAUCCCCUUGCCAUCGGCGAGCAUACUGCAUAUCCCCCAGCCCAAUAUUAGCCUCGCACAUGCCGGCAAAGGGUUCCUUGUCGCGAGUGAUCGAACUAUCUGGCGAAUGGAAGCUUUAAGCUACGAUACGCAGAUUGACUCUCUCGUCGAAAAGGGCUAUCUGGAUGAGGCGAUCAGUCUACUCGGUAUGCUCGAGGAUGCCUUGCUACAGGACAAACCUGGUCGUCUACGCAGUGCACAGCUUGAGAAAGCUCAAAGCUUGUUUGCAUUGCGGAAAUAUCGCGACUCGUUGGAUCUGUUUACUGAAGUCUCUGCACCGCCGGAGACGGUCAUUCGGUUGUAUCCUCGUUUAAUUGCUGGUGAACUGUCUGCUGUCCCGGAACAAAAUGGAUCAGAAGCGAAAAUCAACGGCAACGGUAGUGGCCACGGUGAUCAGAGUGAUGGAUCAUCUGAGGUGGUACCUGAAGUGGCACCCGUGGGCCAAUCUCUAUAUGCUUCUUCGGUCAGGUCACUACUCCGAAGAGCCGAAGAAGGCAGUGAUACGAGCAGCGUUCGGGAGGAUAAAGAUAAGGACAAGGGUGACAAAGGUGAUUCACAUUUUUGGAAGACAUUACCUGGCCUUGCUGACGACGAUACAGAGCUUAAAACUUCUGUCCGUGAACUCCAGGGCUACCUAGCAGAUGUCCGCCGACGUUUCCAGCGUUUCCUGGGACCAGAUGGCUCACUCAAAGCACCUUUCCCGGCAGAAGCUACGGAUGAGGCGAGUGCCUCGGUCUUGAAGCUUCUCGACUUCCCAUCCCAAGAAGAGUUCUUGACAACGCUGCGUGCCAAGGCCCGGUUAGUUGAUACAACGUUGUUCCGUGCACAUAUGUACGCAACGCCAUCGCUGGCUGGAUCACUUUUCCGAAUUGCCAAUUUCUGCGACCCAGAUGUGGUCAUGGAACGUCUUGAAGAGACGGGCAGGUACAACGAUCUCAUCGACUUCCUGUACGGUAAAAAGCUGCACCGCCAGGCUUUGGAAUUGCUGCAUCGCUUUGGACAAGAAGAAUCAGGACUUUUGUCCGGUCCAACUCGCACGAUUGGUUAUUUGCAAAACCUGCCACCCGACCAGAUCGAUCUCAUUCUGGAAUUCGCUGGCUGGCCAGUCCGUGAAAACCACGACCUGGGUAUGGAAAUCUUCCUGGCAGAAACUGAAAAUGCCGAGACUUUACCUCGGUCCCGGGUGCUUGCUUUCCUGGAGCAGAUUGACCCGAAACUUGCCAUCCAGUACUUAGAGCAUGUCAUUCAGGAGUGGAACGAUAUGAGUCCCGAUUUACAUCAGAGAUUGUUGAUGUUGUAUCUUGACCAGAUCAACGCCGAUAAGACGGAUACUGCGUGCAAUGAGAAGUUCUUGGCCAUGCUCAAGGAGAGCGAGCAGUAUUCACCUGCCAAGACGUUGGAUCGCUUGAAUCGAGAGGAUCCCGAUUUUCACGAGGCAAGAGCUAUCAUCUUUAGUAAGAUGGGCCAGCAUCGCCAAGUUUUAGAGAUCUACGUUUUCAAGCUAGAAGACCACGAGAAAGCAGAAGAGUACUGCAACCAAGUCCAUCUCUCCGAAGGCCCACCCCAGUCUGAAGAAGAGGAAGAAACCUCCAUCUAUCUCACUCUACUCUCCCUUUACCUCGUACCACCACAUGGAUACCAGGCCCAAACCGGUCCAGCGCUGACCAUCCUCGCCAAACACGGAUCCCGGCUACCCGCAGAGGCAGCAUUAAAACUAAUUCCCGCCACGCUGCCCGUACGCAAACUCGAAUUUUAUUUCAAGGGCCGGAUGCGAGCAGCCAAUUCGGUCUUCAACGAGGCCCGUAUCUUGGCUAGCCUGCGCAAAGCACGCGAUAUGCAGACCCAGGCCCAACUUGCCCUGGGUGAAGGUGUUCGGGGCGGCGGGACUCGAGCUCGUCAUGUCACCGUCACGGAGGAGCGGAUUUGUGGUGUGUGUCACAAGCGAUUGGGAGGAAGUGUUAUCAACGUGUUUCCCGACAACACUGUCGUCCAUCUGGGCUGUGCAAACCGCGCGUCAAGCAUCCGUUCCGGGUAG
Messenger RNA from Penicillium daleae, 2964 nucleotides. Its product is annotated as putative vacuolar morphogenesis protein AvaB. The transcript is spliced from 4 exons. Gene Ontology annotation, molecular function: protein binding. The coding region runs from base 1 to 2964 and encodes 987 amino acids. Gene Ontology annotation, cellular component: cytoplasm; fungal-type vacuole membrane. Lineage: Eukaryota; Fungi; Ascomycota; Eurotiomycetes; Eurotiales; Aspergillaceae. Gene Ontology annotation, biological process: autophagy; vesicle-mediated transport; endosomal vesicle fusion. The record is from RefSeq and is a predicted model, not a curated record.